This is a messenger RNA of Mercenaria mercenaria, 1899 nucleotides long. RefSeq names its product TIP41-like protein. The record is from RefSeq and is a predicted model, not a curated record. Lineage: Eukaryota; Metazoa; Mollusca; Bivalvia; Venerida; Veneridae. Gene Ontology annotation, cellular component: cytosol. The coding region runs from base 340 to 1176 and encodes 278 amino acids. The transcript is spliced from 8 exons. Gene Ontology annotation, biological process: TOR signaling.
GUCUGGUCCAAAACAGUUGAGAUGGAGAAAAAACACUUUCGUGUUAAGCAAUCUAUGCGUCUUAAAAUUUAAGUCAGUCGACUGAAAAUGUGAUAUUUAACUUUACUAGGUGUUUACUAGAGAAAAAGCUCGGAUAGUUACAGGACUGUUGUUUUGACGACAGUACUCACUCCAUUCCACGCUGGUCAAAAAUUUGUUUUCAAAAUAGAAGAGUUGCAUGCCAAAAGUAUUAACAACAACAAAUUUUCUGGUGUUGAUAUUUUAAACAUCUUGAGAGAUUCAUUAGGGUUUAUAGAAAAUUGAUAUGAUAUUAAAUCAUUUUUUGGAAGACAGGAAAAAAUGACAACUUCCGGCGUACGAGGUGCAGUGGUUACCAAGGCUAAACCUGUUACAUCACAGUUCCAGUUUGGACCAUGGACGCUAACAGCUGUAAAGUCACAUAUACUUGAGUCUGAAGGCCCGGCAAGACAAAGGUUUGAAAAUGAGUUGGAGCUACCUCAGGUACCAGAAAUGAUAUUUGCAGACAAUGUGUUACGAGUACAACAUGAUGCAGGCUAUGGUGUCGAGUUCAAUGCUCUUGAUGCAUUGAAAAUGGUGGAUGCCCAAAAUGACCCCCUCAAAGUUGCUGUGGCCCAAGCUUGGAAGGAAGCAAGGGCUGAUUGUGAACAUAUAAAUGAAGUGGUAAAGCCUUUUGAUUGGACCUUCACUACAGAAUAUAAAGGCACUUUAAUAGGAAAAGAUGGAGCCCAGUUACAGGUAGAAAAAACUGAUGAGAGAAUAGAUUUGGAAAAAUUAAAAGUUCGGGAGAAGAUCCACUUCUAUGAAGAUAUUCUUUUGUUUGAAGAUGAGUUAUCUGACAAUGGUUCAUCCCUAAUGAAUGUCAAAAUUAGGGUUAUGCCAACAAGUUUCUUUAUUUUACUACGGCAGUUUAUGCGGGUGGAUAAUGUUGUUGUGAGAGUACUUGAUACAAGAUUACAUCAUGAGGCUGAGAAGGACUUUAUUCUAAGAGAGCACAGUUAUAAAGAUAGUAACAUACAGGAUAUAAAGGGACCAGCUCAUGUUGUCACAGAUCCAAACCAAGUUGCCCAGUUGUUACCUGUAAGAACUGAAACUUUUGAAAAACUUAUUUUUCCCACCUGUUCUACAAAGUCAACAGAAGCUGAUGCUAUAAGAUAGAUGUCUGUGGCUGGGAUGUGUUAUAUUUGUGAUUAUUAGACGUUUUAUGAACAAAUAAAUCCAGUAUUUAUUACAAGUGUAAAGAGGUCUGUUAUAUAUAAUGUGACCACAUCUGGACAGUUCACUCUAUGGCACAUUGUAAAUUAUUGGAUCGUGUCUGAACAGUUUAGGGUAUGUGAUUUCUCAGGUACAUAUUUGUUGGUUAGAAGAGUUGUGAAUUGUGACACUACAGAGAAAUAUUUUCCAGUGUUGAUACGCUUUCUGAUCUGCCAUUACCCUGCUAAAUUUCUACAAUGAACUUGUCCAUUUUUCAAUUUGGACAGAACCAUUAACUGUUAAAAGGUGUGCAGGCUGAUCAUGAUCUGCACUGGCCGCAAUGGCUGGAUCAAUUAUGUCCAGUAUGAUAAGGCUGUAAAACUUUAUCAUAACAAAAAAAAUGCAUAUAGGUUAAGAGGUUUCCUCUUAUUUUUCAGCUAUCAGAAUUUAGAGAAUUUCUUCCUGGUCUUUGCAUUACUGCAUACUAGAGGUGUAGAGGUUCAUCUUGGGGUGGGGGUUUUGGGUUUAUAUUGAACCUCUGAUGUAAUUUAGAUGGAAUGUAAGAAUCAUGAUGAUUCAAAUAGAUAUGUACUAAUCAAAUUGAAUUCUUCUAUAUACUAACAUGUACCAAAUAUUCACAUUUAUGCUAAAUCUUUUAAGAUGUCUGAGAUUAAAUUUGGAAAAGUA